Messenger RNA from Plasmodium cynomolgi strain B, 1539 nucleotides. RefSeq names its product CYIR protein. The coding region runs from base 1 to 1539 and encodes 512 amino acids. The record is from RefSeq and is a predicted model, not a curated record. The transcript is spliced from 2 exons. Lineage: Eukaryota; Apicomplexa; Aconoidasida; Haemosporida; Plasmodiidae.
AUGAGUUUAAAUGUGCAGGAAAAAUUAUCAAAGGUGUUACCUUCAAGAAAGAUAUAUGCUAUAUUUAAUGAUGAUAGUGAGGACAGUAAGGACAAUUGUAUUUAUUGUAAAAUAGAUGAUGCAUUUAAGAAUACUUAUGAUGGGCUUGAAGUCUUUUGUAAAAAAUUUGAGAAGAGCUUAAAACAUAUUUUUGAUCUCAAUGUAAAUACUGCAGCUGGGAGUACUAAUGGACCUGCAGAAAAGGAUACACCUGAAGAAAUUGAUAAUUUUAAGGAUAAUUGUUUGUUCCUGAAAUAUUGGGUAUUUCAUGAAAUAAAUAAAAUGAAGAAUAAGUGGAUGAAUUUAAAUAUCAUUCCCGUUAUAGAUAAACUAAAUUAUAUACAAUACCAUUUGAAUGCAAGUCGUAAAAUAAACGUUUGUUAUAAUAAUUAUAAUGAAUAUAUAAAUUAUUCGGAAGAAGAAAAAGUUCUAUACGAAUAUUUUAAAGAUUUUGAUGCUAUAAAAAAUUAUAUUAACUCUGUAAAUAAUAAAGACCAUUUUCUUGAUUACAUUAAUAAAAUUAAAAAAUUUACAAGAAAAAAAGACGAAGAGCAUUGUUGUCAUAUAAAUUAUCCCCUUUGUUAUAGUUAUUUCCAGUGCCAUCCAAAAUAUGAUCCAGAUAAUCUUUUACAUUUGUUGAAUAGUAAAGUUGAAAAGCCUACUCCAAUAGAAUCAGGUAAAAUUGGAUCAAAUAAUGAUACAGGAAAAACAACUAAACCAGGCAAAAAAGAAUAUAGAACUACAAUUCACAACGUUAAAUGUUUAAUAAAUUAUGGUGCCAGGAAUGAAGGUUAUGCAUUUGUAUCAUGCUAUAAUAUAGGAAAAGGUUACCCAAACGUUGAACAUAUAUUUACACCUACAGAAGAAGAAAUAAAAAAGGCUUCUGAAGAAACUCAAAACCAUAAUAACGUCAGUAAAGAUAAAGAACAAAAAGGAUCUCAGAUUUUAUAUAAUGAUGAUUUAAAAUCACAAUCUGAAGCAUCAAAUACAGGAGGAACUGUUGUUAAAACUACAUCACCAAAAAUAGGAAUACCAGAGUCAUUAAGGGGUUACACUUUUUUAGGUGAAUACGUAAGAAGGAAUGCAGGAGAGAAAUAUGGAAAAUAUCAGUUAGGUCGUAGUGUAGCACAGCUAUUUUCAGGUAUAGGAAAUACCCACAAUAGGGGAAAUACUGAAGUUAAUGUAAAUUGUUCGAAUUCAAGAAUCGAAAAAGGGAAUUUAAAAUGUAUUAACUUAGAAGAUGAGAAUGAAAAAUACAAAUACGAGAAUGAAAUAAUAAAAAGAAGUAAUUCAAGUUCAGAAGAUGUUAAUACAGGUGUGUUUAAUGAGGAAUCCCAAUAUAAUUUAUUGGACACUGAAUAUUUUCGUAUUGCAAGCGUAGCAACUUUGUUCUUAGGAUUUAUUUUUGUUUUUUUCUUAUAUUUUAAGGUAUAUACUAAUUACAUUUCAAAAUAUAAGCAUGCCUUAUUUUCCAAAAACUAUAUUUGUAAUGAAUUAUGA